This is a messenger RNA of Wasmannia auropunctata (little fire ant), 3543 nucleotides long. It is a transcript of the gene Hydr2, whose product is annotated as abhydrolase domain-containing protein 2. Gene Ontology annotation, molecular function: monoacylglycerol lipase activity; acetylesterase activity. The record is from RefSeq and is a predicted model, not a curated record. Gene Ontology annotation, cellular component: sperm flagellum; sperm plasma membrane. Bases 386 to 1588 code for a protein of 400 amino acids. Gene Ontology annotation, biological process: acylglycerol catabolic process; medium-chain fatty acid biosynthetic process; steroid hormone receptor signaling pathway. The transcript is spliced from 9 exons. Lineage: Eukaryota; Metazoa; Arthropoda; Insecta; Hymenoptera; Formicidae.
UUGGUUGCCGCCGCCGGCUAGCGAGACCCGCGCGAGACCCGGUGCAUGCAAAACGAGAUGUAACGUCGCGAUCAAUCCACGUUCUCGUUCAUCGCCGGCGCCCGAUAAGCCCAUCGCCGAUACCCUUCCGUGUGGAGGUCAGAAUGCGUCCACGAUCGCGCGAGGCAUCGUCGUCGUCGUCGUCGUCGUGGUGCUGCACUCCCGCGUGCGGCCGAACUGCAACGUUCCCCGGCGCUCGCCCGUCAUGUCACGAAGCAUCAAUCGCAUGAAUCACCAUCCACGGCCGUCGCAGCUCGAUCGUCCGUCUUAUCGGCCUCCGGAGACUAGGAAGGAAGACAGCCGAUUUUCCAUUCCAGGAAGAGGCGCCGACACGGCCUGAGGAAAGAUGUCCACGGCGCUGCUGGCCCUCUUCGCCGUGAUCCUGUGCAUCCUGUUCAGGAUACUGAACGUGAACAGCGCGCCGCAGAGGCCCCUCCUCGUCUGCAAGGACCAGUCCUUCCUGACGACGGUGCUCAAGAUCGCGCCGGUCAUCGCCGAGCCGUACAAGCCAACGAGGUUGUGGGGUUUCAGCGGCCACGUACAAACUAUCGUCCACAGCAUUAUAGGACGUGUUCGGUGUCCUUGGCCCAUUGGAGAACGCGUCUACAUCGGCCUUCCGGAUGGGACCACCCUUACGUACGAUCUUUAUCAACCGCUGACUAAUGGACACGAAGAUGACAUAACGAUAGCCAUCUGUCCUGGUAUUGGCAACACCUCGGAGAGCGUGUACAUCAGGACGUUCGUGCAUUUUGUGCAAUGUCACGGAUAUCGAUGCGCAGUACUUAAUCACGUCGGGGCCCUUUCCAGUGUCAAGAUCACGGCACCAAGAAUAUUUUCUUACGGUCACACGGAAGAUUAUAGCGCGAUGCUACAACAUCUAAUAGAACAGCACCCUAACACCAAAAUAGUUUGUGUCGGAUAUAGUCUGGGUGGUAAUUUAGUAACGAAAUAUUUAGGAGAACAUGGUUCCAACAAAUUGCCUAAUAUUAUAGGAGGGAUAUCGAUUUGCCAAGGUUACAAUGCUCUCAAGGGAACGAAAAUGCUAUUAAACUGGCAGAAUUUUAGACGCUUUUACCUCUACGUAAUGACAGAAUCGAUGAAGAAUCUUAUUCUCAAACAUAAAAACAUGCUUUUGUGCGAGGAUGUAAAACAGAGGUGUAACUUGAACGAGCGAGACAUAAUUUCCGCUGCAACGUUACCCGAGCUGGACGAAGCUUACACGAGGAGGGUACACAACUUCAGGUCUGUGCAGGAAUUGUACAAAUGGAGUAGUUGCGUUUUUUAUCUAGACAAUAUCACAACGCCGAUGGUAUUCAUCAACGCGUUAGACGAUCCCCUCGUACCGGAGGUGUUGUUAAAUCCAAUCAAAAAGCACGCGGCAAAUCACUUAAAUAUAUUAUACGUGGAACUAGCCCACGGAGGCCACCUAGGUUUUUACGAAGGAGGCCUUCUGUAUCCAAAUCCUAUAACAUGGCUGGAUCGAACCCUAGUGUCCCUCGUGGGCUCUCUGACUCUAGCGCACGCGGACAAGGCUCUCAAGGCCUCUUAACCCAAUUUAGUUCCGUCAAUAUACUUGUAUUAUCGGAUGUUAAUCGACAAUGUGUCACACAUUGUGAUUAUCAAGUGUGAAAUCAAGUACUGUGCACAUGUUCCACGUUUAUAGAUAAUCGCGACGAUCUAUAACGAAGCUGCAAUAAGACUGCAAUGAAAAUGGAAGAAACGGCAAAUUGUAAAUUAAAAAGUAUGCGGUAUACGCUUUGGCCAUUUCACGAAGUGAAGUAAACAGGAUCUUUUAUAAACGAUACGGCGAAAAUAUAAAUGAUAAGCGCGACUGUAAAAUAACAAACGUUUGCUCACUGACAUUUUUGAAAUUGAGUAUAGUUCUGAAACGCUAGCCAAAUUGCGCGACUAUUUAUAUGUAGUUAUAAUUAGUAGAAUUUUCUUAUUUUGCAAUGGGGCACAAUCAAAAUUAGACAUUUAUUUAUUAAAAAAAAAAAAAGAAAUAGAAAUGUGAAAUGAAUUUUCAAUAUUUUACUAAAUACUAACGCUUCUUUCUCAGGGAUCUUCUAUAGAGCGACGAUUUGAUGAUAGGACUUUCUGUGGUCCUUAACAGGUUACUAGAACAGCUCACUAUAUAAGCGUUUAAUCAUAAUACACAUUGGAUGUGAAUUCAAUACAGAGUAUCUUGUGUACUUUUCACCAAGAAAAAAAACUUGUAUUUAUGUACAAUACGUGUAUUAAUAUAAGAUGUAUAUUAACUUAAAACAUAUUUAUAAGCGCGUCUGAAAUGUGUCCAUUUCUAAGAUUAUUAGCUUUAUCGAUAUGGAAGGUUCACUCGUUGUAUAUACGCAAUAAACGAUGUGCAUUAUUCAUUGUUCCGGAAUUGGUGAUAACGUUAGAUUUGCAAGGAAAUUACUAUUAAAUUUAGUGUUCAAAUCUAAAAUGGGAAAGUCUGAAAUCAUAAGUAUACCUCAGAGUAUACCUAAAAACGUAUACACGAAAUUUUGUAAAUAAUACAUUUUUUAGCUAGAAUUGUAUGACAAAUUACUACAAAAAAUAUGAGUUCAACAAAUUCAACAUUAUUACCACCGGAUUAAUACAGAUAAUCAGUUUGCAUUGUAUAAUAUGCAAAUUUGUUUAUUUGUAGAAUCGGAAAGCCUUCGACGUAAUCAAAAUUGUAUCCGCAUUCAAUAUUAUAAGCGAUAUAUAUUACUUGAUGCAAAGACAUUAAGCACUGUGGGAUAUUAUGUCGCACGUUGAAUUAUUUGCGGUACCAGAGUAUUCUUUUUAUUAUCCGAUUUAAAUGUACUCUUAUUACUAUGAUGCAAUGAUAAAUGUACGAUGUUUAACUUAUUAUAUCUCAUACGUUGCGUUCGAAAUAUCUUGUUUGUCCACGAAGUUUAUCAAAUUUUAGUCGAAAAUAUGGAAUAUGACAAAUUAAUGCUACAUUAAAUGAUAUUGUAUAUCGUACAUUUAUCGUCGUGAUAAAAAAUACCAAAUAUUUUUUUGAUUUAUCUCAAUGCAUCCAUAUUGAUAAAGUUGAUUGCAAUAUGCAAUAAUUUCACAUAAUAUAUUUUGAUGGAGAUAGGUUUAUUAAUUACCAUGCAUCUGUAUCGAUAGUAUGGUUUAACUAUGGUAUUUAUUUCCUAUUGUAACAAUUUAAUGAGAAUAUUCUCAUAAACGGUACUAAUAAUGAUUGUGGGCAAUUCCACGUUAAAUUAAGUAGCAAAGAAGCAAAGAAUUCUUUUUGAAUCUUUUUGCACUUGUAUAUAAUAUAUUUAUGUAAAACUUCAAUGCCAUAAUGAUGAGACAUCGAAUUUUUCACGUAUAUGAAUUUUGAUAUUAUGAUGUCUUUAAAACGUUUCAAUUAUUAAAGAUAAAACAGAUUUAAAAAAUUAAACUUAAGUUGAAAGAUUCAAUGACCAAUCCACCAAUUUAAAAUGCAUUUAUUAUUACAUGCAGUUGUAUGUGAAUAGAUUUUUAUAAAUAACAUUUCUAUUUAAA